AAUCCGCGGUCACACUGCUGGGAAAUAUUAUAUUCAGAUUUGGAAAAAAAAACCUAGAAAACAACGAAAUGGACUCUUUCAAUGGAAGAAAUGUUGCGCUUCUGGUCCUCUGCCUCUGUGCCUGCUACGCGCUGGCCACCGAGGAAGGCAAGGAAAUACCGGCAACUAAAUUCGGCCAGAACGUUGCGCCGACGAUGACUUUUCUUUAUUGCUACUCAUGUGGCUACCGCAAGGCCUUUGAAGACUACGUGGGCAUUCUCGGCGAGAAGUAUCCACAAAUGCAGGUGAACGGGGCCAACUACGAUCCGCCGGGGAUGAACUACUACCUGUCAAAGAUCAUAUUUGCGCUAAAGAUCAUGAUCAUCGUGAGCGUGGUGAGCGCCGUCAGUCCCUUCACCUUUUUGGGGCUAAACACGCCCAGCUGGUGGGGCCACCUGCAGGCGAAUAAAAUAUACGCCUGUAUGAUGAUAUUCUUUCUGGGCAACAUGCUGGAGGGACAGCUCGUUUCAUCGGGUGCCUUCGAGAUAACGCUGAACGAUGUGCCGGUGUGGUCGAAAAUUCAGACGGGACGUUUUCCAGCCCCCGAGGUGCUUUUCCAAAUCAUCGACAACCAGCUGCAGUUCACCGAGAAAGUUCAGGAGAAUCCUGACUUUGUUAAAUAAUAGGAGCCUCUUCAGCGCAGGGACAGGGGUAAAACUACAUCAAAAAUAGUGAACGAGCGUGUCAAAUUUUUGAUCUGACUCUACUCUAAACUAAGGCUCCUGUCUUAAUUUAACAUAAAUAGUUAUAUCUUUGUUUCACCUUAAC
Drosophila obscura is the source of this 807-nucleotide messenger RNA. It is a transcript of the gene SelT, whose product is annotated as thioredoxin reductase-like selenoprotein T homolog CG3887. NCBI's taxonomy places the organism in Eukaryota, Metazoa, Arthropoda, Insecta, Diptera, Drosophilidae. Gene Ontology annotation, biological process: cell redox homeostasis. The transcript has 2 exons. Gene Ontology annotation, molecular function: thioredoxin-disulfide reductase (NADPH) activity. The record is from RefSeq and is a predicted model, not a curated record. Bases 69 to 662 code for a protein of 197 amino acids. Gene Ontology annotation, cellular component: endoplasmic reticulum membrane.